CUAAUAGUAGUUAAAUACUUUGUUGAUAAAUUAAACUUUUUCACGCGAAGGUUACACGAGGUUCGUUCUAGCCGCAGAUAACCGGCAAAUUUUAGAUAACUCGGGCGCUUUGAGCCAUGAUUUUUACGAGAAAAGUUUUAAAAUUGCUCAACUACCGCUUGAGAUGCAAUGCUGGAGUGCGUUUAAUAAACCGACGUUGCCUACAAAGCAACAUUAACAACGAUGUGCCCGCCGUGGAGGUCAGUUUUAGCAAUGGGCGUAAAAUGACCAUUAGCUCGGGCAAGCUAGCGCGUUUUGCCAAUGGCACUGCAGUUUGUCAAAUGGGCGACACAGCGGUUAUGGUCACUGCCGUAGCCAAAGCGAAGCCAACGCCUGGACAGAAUUUCAUGCCCCUCGUGGUCGACUAUCGACUGAAAAACGCUGCCUCUGGCCGCAUACCGAUGAAUUUUAUGCGCCGCGAGUUGGGACCAUCGGAGAAGGAGAUUCUGUCGGCGCGUCUCAUAGAUCGUUCGUUGCGCCCUCUCUUUGCCAAGGAUUAUCGCAAUGAAACGCAACUGGUGUGCAACAUGCUAGCCAUGGACGCGGUACACUUACCCGACGUGCUGGCUAUUAAUGCGGCAUCCAUGGCGCUCUCAUUAAGCGACAUACCCUGGAAUGGGCCCAUAGGCGCUGUGCGAGUUGGCCUCAGUGAUGGCGAGGUGCUGAUUAAUCCGACAAGACGUGAACUACAAUCUUCCCAACUGGAUUUAGUGGUGUCGGCGACCAAGCAGAAUCUGGUGGUCAUGCUGGAGGGCAAGGGCAACGUAGUUCUGAUGCAGGAUCUGCUGAAAGCCAUCAAGCAAGGCACGCGUGAGGCGCAGUUCAUAAUACAUGAGAUCGAACGACUCCAGAAGGCCUAUGGACGACAUAAACGUGAAGUUGAUGAACUGCCCGAGCCACAGGCAGAGCUAGUGCAAGCUGUGAAGAGCAUGUGCGAGAUGCGGCUCCGAGAAAUCUUCCAGGAUGCGUCACAUGACAAAAUCUCGCGCGAUACCGCCGUCAACGAGGUGCGUGCCAAUGUCAUUGACAAGGUGUGGUCCUCCUAUCCAGACCUAGAUCCCGCCGCCAUCGGAGAGGAGUUUAACAAGGCGUGUCGAGAGAUCUUCCGAGAAUUGAUCUUCGAGAGCAAUCGACGAUGCGAUGGCCGGGACUACGACAGCCUGCGCAACAUAAACUGCCAGGUGGACAUGUACAAACCGUUGCAUGGCUCCGCCCUAUUUCAACGUGGCCAAACGCAGGUCUUCUGCACUGUCAGCCUCGACUCGCCAGAGAGUGCCAUGAAGCUGGACUCGUUGGCGGCGCUGGACAGCGGCGGACUGAAGGCGAAAAACUUCAUGCUCCACUACGAGUUCCCUCCAUAUGCCACUGGCGAGGUGGGCCGAAUUGGUCCACUUGGACGCCGAGAGCUCGGUCAUGGUGCUCUAGCUGAACGUUCCUUGUUGCCCACGUUGCCAAAUGAUUAUCCGUUCACAGUUCGCCUGACGUCAGAAGUGCUGGAGUCGAAUGGGUCUAGCAGCAUGGCUAGCGUGUGCGGCGGCUCGCUAGCGCUAAUGGAUGCCGGUGUACCGAUCACUGCGCCUGCUGCCGGUGUGGCCAUCGGCUUGGUCACCAAGUAUGAGAACAAUGACACGAAGCAUCUGCAGGACUAUCGCAUUUUGACCGACAUACUGGGCAUUGAAGACUACAUGGGCGACAUGGACAUGAAAGUGGCGGGCACACGCAAAGGGUUCACUGCCAUUCAAGCGGAUCUGAAGAUACCUGGUAUACCGCUUAAGGUCGUUAUGGAAUCGCUGCAAAAGGCCACAGAUGCCAAGUCCAAAAUACUAGAUAUCAUGGGCGAAACCAUCAGGGAGCCACGUAAAUACCGCAAGGAUUGCUGGCCAGUCAGUGAAAAUCUCGUUGUCGAGCCACAUCAACGCUCCCAGCUGAUUGGACCCAGCGGGCUGCACAUGAAGCGCAUCUACCUCGAAACGGGCACCACCCUGACACCUUCCGACGACAGCAACUUUUCUGUUUUUGCUCCGUCCCAAGCGGCGAUGGAUGAAGCCAAGGAGAUGAUCGAAGGCUACAUGCACAAGGAACGCGUACCGGAUUUGGAGUUCGGUGGAAUUUACACUGCCAAAAUCACCGAGCUGCGGGAUACAGGCGUCAUGGUUAUAUUGUAUCCCGGCAUGCCCCCCGCACUGCUGCACAACUCGCAGCUGGAUCAGCGAAAGAUUGCGCAUCCGUCGGCGUUAGGUUUGGAGGUAGGCCAGGAAAUACAGGUCAAGUACUUUGGCCGAGAUCCCGUGUCCGGCUUUAUGCGGCUCUCGCGCAAAGUGCUGCAGGGCCCCGCCGUAGGCAUUGCACGCAGUCUGAACAAGGCGGCAUCCGGGGAAACCAGCUCUUGAGCUUGCACGAAGUUGGCACUGCUGCUUCUCGUAGUGUUGUACAGUUUAGAAUGUUAUUAAUCUGUUGUUAACAUGCGAUUAUAUUUUAAGUUACAAAUUUCGUGUAUGUACAGUAAACAAAUCAACUUAAAUACAAGCUAUCUGUAGUUGUUCCUUAGCAUACAUUUGAAUGUAUAGUUUAAGAAAUUUGGUACGUUGUAAGGGGAUGAUUGCAUCCGCAGGAACUUAAGAUUAAA
This is a messenger RNA of Drosophila navojoa, 2665 nucleotides long. It is a transcript of the gene PNPase, whose product is annotated as polyribonucleotide nucleotidyltransferase 1. Lineage: Eukaryota; Metazoa; Arthropoda; Insecta; Diptera; Drosophilidae. Gene Ontology annotation, cellular component: cytosol; mitochondrion. Gene Ontology annotation, molecular function: polyribonucleotide nucleotidyltransferase activity; 3'-5'-RNA exonuclease activity; RNA binding. The record is from RefSeq and is a predicted model, not a curated record. Gene Ontology annotation, biological process: mitochondrial RNA 3'-end processing; mitochondrial mRNA catabolic process.